AAAAACUCUCGAAAUAUGUUGAAACUUAAGCUGGAAGCCUUGGAACAUCCAACUCCUGAUAACUUAGAUUAUAAUGAUCGCAAAGUUUUUGCAAGCACAGUUUUAUGGUUGGAAGACCAGAAAAUUCGAACAUACAAAAUCGAAGACCGUGAACCACUGCGCAGAGUAGAUGAUACCGUACAAUGGGAGGCGGCCUAUGAACAAUACAAACAGGAUCUGGGAAUGCCAAAGUUUCAGACACCCCUGGAAGAGCUGUCCUGGAUUUUGAGCUAUGCCAUACGUUUGGAAUUUUUGGAUGCACCAGAAAAUUACAAAGAUCUGAGUGGUGAAAAGGUGGCCGAACAGAGCAGUAAAUCCAUUAAGCCCAGUAUACAAAAUGAAAACUUUUUUGAUAAUAUGGACUUCCAACACAAAGAUUUUAUUGCCGGUGUACGGUCAUUGGCUGCGAAAUUAAAAAUACCUCACCACCCUAAUCAUUUGCUACAGUUGGAGGCCAUAUCUCGUAUUGUUAAGGAACGCAUGGCACCCGAUGUAAGAAAUCGACCUGCUGUUGUUGGCACACCAUUUCCCUUUGAAAAGGGCAAUGACAUUGUCUCGCCCAACGAUGGCAAUCUUGAUUAUCCGGUGAGAAUUUUACGUCUACUACAAAUUCAAAGUUUACGUGAGCUACAAACACGCAUCAAUGAGACUAUUGUUGCCGUACAAAAUGUUACAGCGAAUCCCAAAACAGAUACCAAACUUGGUAAAGUUGGAUUUUAAAGUAAUGAAUUAUUUCUCAGCA
Messenger RNA from Musca vetustissima, 781 nucleotides. Its product is annotated as RNA transcription, translation and transport factor protein. The transcript has 3 exons. Gene Ontology annotation, molecular function: RNA binding. The coding region runs from base 16 to 759 and encodes 247 amino acids. The record is from RefSeq and is a predicted model, not a curated record. Lineage: Eukaryota; Metazoa; Arthropoda; Insecta; Diptera; Muscidae. Gene Ontology annotation, biological process: tRNA splicing, via endonucleolytic cleavage and ligation. Gene Ontology annotation, cellular component: tRNA-splicing ligase complex.